UCUGUGAGCUGUGAUUGGACGGAAAGUCCGGUGCUGCAGUGAAGGCUGUCCGCUGCUCGGUCACCGUCACGUAUAAAUACCGUGACAUCGGACCGGUGAGUUCCACACUAAUAUCACGGAGUUCCCGUUUUACCUCCCGGAAGUCACCGUAACACACAGGAUGCCAGGAUCCGCCUCGAUCAGCUGUUUGGGACCGUGGCCCAAAGAUGUAGGCAUCAUGGCCUUGGAGCUGUACUUCCCGUCUCAGUAUGUGGACCAGGCGGAGUUGGAGCAGUUUGAUGGCGUGGCGGCGGGUAAAUACACGGUGGGACUGGGUCAGGCUCGAAUGGGUUUCUGCUCAGACUGCGAGGACAUCAACUCGCUGUGCCUGACGGUGGUGCAGAGGCUGAUGGAGAGGAACAACCUGUCCUACGACAGCGUGGGCCGGCUCGAGGUCGGCACAGAAACCAUCAUUGACAAAUCCAAGUCGGUGAAGACGGUCAUCAUGCAGCUGUUCGAGGACUCGGGGAACACGGACGUGGAGGGAAUUGACACCACCAACGCCUGCUACGGAGGCACCGCCGCACUCUUCAACGCCGUCAACUGGGUGGAGUCCAGCUCCUGGGACGGUCGCUAUGCGUUGGUGGUGGCGGGGGACAUCGCCGUAUACGCCACAGGAAGUGCUCGGCCUACGGGGGGCGCAGGAGCGGUGGCCAUGCUGGUCGGUCCAAACGCUCCGCUGGCCUUUGAGCGAGGUCUGAGAGGAACCCACAUGCAGCACGCGUACGACUUCUACAAACCGGACCUGGUCUCUGAGUACCCCGUGGUGGACGGGAAGCUCUCCAUAGAGUGCUACCUGAGCGCUCUGGACCGCUGCUACUCCGUGUACCGCAGUAAGAUCCAGGCUCAGUGGCAGAGAGACGGCGUGGAGAAGCUGUUCAGCCUGGAGGACUUUGGCUUCCUGCUCUUUCACUCUCCGUACUGUAAGCUCGUUCAGAAGUCUUUAGCUCGCCUCAUGCUCAACGACUUCCUGAGUCACCCGAGUCCCAACAUGCAGAGCGGCGCCUUCACGGGACUCGAGGCCUUCAGAGACGUACGAGUUGAGGACACGUACUUUGACCGUGACGUGGAGAAGGCGUUCAUGAAGGCGAGCUCUGAUCUGUUCGAGGAGAAGACGAGGAGCUCCCUCCUCGUGUCCAAUCAGAACGGGAACAUGUACACGCCGUCCGUGUACGGCUGCCUCGCCUCGCUGCUCGCCCAAUGCACGCCGUCUCAGAUGGCGGGCCAGAGGAUCGGUCUCUUCUCUUACGGGUCGGGUUUUGCUGCCACACUUUAUUCUCUCAGAGUGACUCAGGAUCACACACCAGGGUCCAGUCUGGACAAACUGGUUUCCAGUCUGAGCGACCUGCAGGUCAGACUGGACUCCAGGAAGAAGGUCUCACCUGCCGUCUUCUCUGAGAACAUGAAGCUGAGGGAGGAGACUCAUCACCUGGCGAGCUACGUCCCUCGCGGCGCUGCCGACGAUUUGUUUCCGGGGACCUGGUACCUGACCCGAGUGGACGACAAACACCGCAGAGAGUACGCACGCCGACCUCUGACCCACGAGCUGCCUGCAGAGCCGGUCCGCUCCAACCACACCGCCGAGCACGUCCCCAGUCCCGCCAAGAAGAUGCCUCGUAUCCCAGCAGCCCCUGCAGGUCCUGAGGCCGCCGUCACUAACUGAGCGCGCUCACACCAGCUCUGAGACUAGAGACAGUAGAGGUCAAAGGUUAGACAGAAC
Molecule: messenger RNA, 1759 nt
Organism: Labrus mixtus (cuckoo wrasse)
Lineage: Eukaryota; Metazoa; Chordata; Actinopteri; Labriformes; Labridae
Gene: hmgcs1
Product: 3-hydroxy-3-methylglutaryl-CoA synthase 1 (soluble)
Exons: 10
Coding region: 161-1702 (513 amino acids)
Biological process (GO): acetyl-CoA metabolic process
Molecular function (GO): hydroxymethylglutaryl-CoA synthase activity
Source: RefSeq, a predicted model, not a curated record